Molecule: messenger RNA, 880 nt
Organism: Ilex paraguariensis (yerba mate)
Lineage: Eukaryota; Viridiplantae; Streptophyta; Magnoliopsida; Aquifoliales; Aquifoliaceae
Source: the annotation of a GenBank genome assembly
GCAACCAGGACUUUAGAGAGCAUCCUCAACAAAUCUACAGAUAAACUUUCUCCUACAUUAACUAGGAAUAUACAAUACAUAUUUAUAUAUGUCUAUAUAGGUUCUCUUCAAUCUCAAACGAUAAAAAGUUGCAUAGUUUCUUUCUUCCAAACUCUCAAUUCUCCUGUUCCUGAAUAUUUCUUUCUUUCCAAGUUCUUCUAUUUUGUUCGUGAAGAAAUCAUGAUGGAGGAGGAGCUUCAAAUAGCCAUAUCAAUGGCGGAUGCUCUUAACAGACUGCAACACGCCGCCGAAACUCCCUUUUCCGACCACAGUUGGUACGCCAUGCAGAAUCCGAGGAGCGCCCCAACACUGAGCGCAGAGGAACUCGAACUCGCCAAGUUGAAGUCCAUGCCAAAAAAGUUGGCGUGGUCAAGGGCUCGAGCAGAUUGUCGGGAUUUUGAGACCGUGUUGAGAGAGACUCAGCAUGCGAUUUCGGUAAACCUAGCGAGACUCCUGGCAGACACGGUUGAUCCAGUUCUUGAAGGGUUGAGAGAAGUGGUGGUGGUGGAGGAAGAUGAGGAUGUUUGUGGGGUGUGUUUGGAAGAGAUGAAACGUGGGGAUGAAGCAAGAGCCAUGGGUUGUAUGCACAAGUUUCAUGGUCAUUGUAUUUUUAAGUGGCUUAAACAAAAGGAUGUCUGUCCUCUAUGCAGAUAUCAUAUUCAUAACAGCAAAGUAGAUUUUGAAGAUUAAGACAACGUAACAAGGAUUCUUUGAAAUAUUUUUUUGUAGGAUUUUUGAAGAUUCUUGGGUGGUUUCUAUUUUAUGUUCUUAGGAAUUUCAGAUGGGCACAAAACUUAUUGUGAUCAAAUAGCGUUUGGGUUAGUAAGAGUUGUUUCAAAGC